Penicillium alfredii is the source of this 879-nucleotide messenger RNA. RefSeq names its product TMEM199/VMA12 family protein. Gene Ontology annotation, biological process: vacuolar proton-transporting V-type ATPase complex assembly. Bases 1 to 879 code for a protein of 292 amino acids. The record is from RefSeq and is a predicted model, not a curated record. The transcript has 2 exons. Lineage: Eukaryota; Fungi; Ascomycota; Eurotiomycetes; Eurotiales; Aspergillaceae. Gene Ontology annotation, cellular component: endomembrane system.
AUGGUCCUCCUCGUCACCACCGACGGCAUCCUCGCCGCCCUUGAGGCUGUCCCGGCCUCGCGCCGUGAUGAGCUCGAGCUCCCGGCGUCGCUGGAGCUGCAUGGACCGAUCACCCAUGAAUCCCUGUUGCGACUCUCAAGGCACCUCCAAAACAACACAGAAUACACCGACACAAACCUCACACCCGGCAGUCCUACCGUCCUAGCCUCCCUCCUCCGCGGCACGACAGUGUAUGUGCCGCCGCCGCCCAAGAAACCCGAACCGAGCCCCGAAUAUCUCGCUUCCAAAGCGCGUCUCCUCGCCCUAUCCGAACAAGCCGCCUACCAGCGCCUCCUCAACCCAACCUACACGCCGACCCCAGACCACGCCGACCCCCACACGUUCUCAUCUACAGAAGGAGAAAUUGUCAGCGAAGAAACACUGACCCCAUCGCUGGUGCUGAACAUCUUUCUGUCGGUAAUCAUCACCGGGUUCAGCGUGUACUGGGCGCUGACGACAUUCGCAACGCCCGGGAUCAUCGCCGAAACGUUCGCCGCGUGGACGGGGCUGCAGACAGAAGAGUCGCGGGCUCGUGCCUCGGCCGGGCAGCAGGGACAGGGUGCGUCGGAGGCGGUGCGCGUGCUGUUGUCGCUGUUUGCAGCGCUGGCCGUCGCUAUUGCUGAGGCGUUCUUGUAUGGCGCGUACUUGGGGAAAGUGGAGAAGGCCCGAGUGAAGGAACGGAAGAUUCAGGAGCGGAAGACAGUUGUUGGGACAGUUGAGUCUGAGGGGCAGGUGGAGCUUGCGGAUCAGAAAGAAGAAAUUUGGGGGAAGGGGGUUAAUGGGGGGAUGCGAAGGCGGGUGAGGGAGAAGUGGGAGAAGUCUAUUACGGAAGAUUCUUGA